Messenger RNA from Ophidiomyces ophidiicola, 2058 nucleotides. RefSeq lists its product as uncharacterized. Lineage: Eukaryota; Fungi; Ascomycota; Eurotiomycetes; Onygenales; Onygenaceae. Gene Ontology annotation, cellular component: peroxisome. Gene Ontology annotation, biological process: fatty acid beta-oxidation using acyl-CoA oxidase; lipid homeostasis. Bases 1 to 2058 code for a protein of 685 amino acids. Gene Ontology annotation, molecular function: fatty acid binding; FAD binding; acyl-CoA oxidase activity. The record is from RefSeq and is a predicted model, not a curated record. The transcript is spliced from 2 exons.
AUGGCUCCGCUUAACAAGCAGACCUUGCUCAUGGCCAAGGCACGAGCAAGCGCCUCCUUCGACCCCUAUAAGCUGACUGAGGAGACAGUACAGAGACGCAGAGACGCCUUUCAGCGAGUUGAGAGUGCUACCGGUACAGCAGACCAAACCAAGCUUCCUCGAGCAUAUGCCGAUGUGAGUCGCGAGGGAGUCUAUCGUGAGGGAGUAAGACUCGGAACCGCCUCCUUCGUUGACGGAAUAUUGCAUAAUCAUGACUUCUUCUCCGGAAUGGACCAGCAUUAUACCCUUAGUAACUGCACCCCAUACGGCCUCCAUUAUAUGAUGUUUAUUCCCACAAUUGAAGAACAAGGCACCCCGGAACAAAUCGCAUAUUGGCUUCCACUCGCAAAAUUAGGGAAGAUUAAUGGAGCUUAUUGCCAGACAGAGUUGGCACGCGGUACCUUUGUGCGGGGCAUCGAGACCACUGCGACUUUUGAUUUGCUGACUGAUGAGUUUGUUGUGAAUUCUCCCACCUUUACGUCCGCCAAGUUCUGGCCUGGUGCCAUGGCAUCUUCUUGUACUCAUGUGAUAUUAAUGGCUCGCCUAAUAAUCAAAGAGACCGACUAUGGUGUACAUCCGUUCAUAGUUCAGCUGCGAGACUUAGAAGACUUCUCCCCUAUGCCUGGUGUGGAACUUGGCGAUCUAGGCCCGAAGAUGGGUUAUAAUGGCACUACUAACGGCUAUGCUAUAUUUCGCAAUGCUCGAAUCCCGAGAAGUGGUUUAUUGAUGCGACAUGCUAGUGUGGAACGAGAUGGCACAUACAAUAAACCAAAACAUGACAAAUUUGCUUAUCUUACAAUGCUUUACGCGCGUGCCACAAUUGCACAUGGCUCUGCAUUCAAACUUGCUCAGGCAGUCACUAUUGCAACCCGCUUUUCGGUGGUGCGUGAACAGGGACUUGGUCCAAACGGUGAAGGAACUGAGGAUGGCUCAGAAACAGCGAUCAUUCACUACCGGUCACAGAAUUUCCGCCUCUUUACCUUGCUUGCAAGAGCGUAUGCAAUCCUUUUCACCUCUCCAACCCUAGAUGGGUUAUACAUGAGCCUCAAGAACGUUGCAGAACAAAACGACUUUGCUUCCUUAGGGUACUAUCAUAUGCUCCUUGCAGGACUUAAGGCGUGGAAUACCCAAAUCGCUGCAGACGGAGCAGAAGAUGCAAGAAAAUGCUGUGGAGGUCAUGGCUAUGUUUUGACUAGUGGUCUCCCUACAAUUGUGGCAGAAGCAACAGCUCCGGCUACUUUUGAGGGCGAAAACUAUGUUAUGUACCAACAAGUCGGCCGCUAUUUGCUCAAAUGCUUCAAAUUGCUCAAGGCUGGAAAACAGAUCGACAGCCGUAUGAGCCAUCUCCAUGAGGCCUUCAAGCUCUAUGGAGCAAGGUCGGAAAUACACCGUUGCAAUGCAAGUGGGAAGGAGUUCCUUAACCCCAGCGUUCAGCAUUCGAUCUUCAAACAUCGCGCAUUUCGACUCUUAUUCAAAUGUGAUACCAGUCUCGAGGCUGCUGAACGUCACGGUGGGCUCACGGCUGCCCAAGCGUGGAACCAAAAUAUGAUGGGCAUAAUUGCUGCAGCGCGGGCGUAUAUGGAACUCCUUAUUCUUCAAGAAUUUAUUCAAGCAGUCUCCCAAAUCAGCGACCCCGCCGUCAACAUCGCACUCUCUAGACUCUGCUCGAUUUUUGCUCUAACAACAAUCAUCCAUCCACAAUCCUACGAUGCCAUCUCUUUUAUAGAAAAUGGCUAUCUCACUCAGGCCCAGCUUUCAGAUAUAACUGUCUGUACAAACGAGUUACUAGAUGAUCUGAUUCCCGAUGCGAUUGCGUUAACGGAUGCAUGGGACUUUACAGACGCUAGUCUGUGCUCAGCAAUCGGGCAAUAUGAUGGGAAUGCCUACGAAACUCUGAUGUCGUGGACACGCCAAAUCCCAAUGAACAAGGAUCUGAAUGAAAGAGGCAGCGUUUGUAUGGAAGCCUGGGAACGAUGGACUAAGCCUGCCUUAAAUCCAGAACUCAGAGCGCAUUUGUAG